AUGAGCUGUGACCAGACAUAUCCGCUCCCACAGGUGUUUCUUGUAAAUGAAGGUGGAGGUCCACACCACUCCACCCAACCUCCGAAUCUGAUUCCCUGCUGGUCGUUCCCACCGGCAGCUGAGAUGAUAAAGAGUCGUGGGAAGGCUCGGGGCUUCAUGGGAAUCAAACCGAGCCUGGCCAUGAUGGUGCUGAUGCUGUUCCUGCUGGUGUUUGCAGCUCUGGGCUUUGAAGCCUGGCAGAUUUUUCAGAUACAGAAAAAAAUGAAAGGAACACCUGCAGAAAAGGUUGAACUCAAACCUAUGAUUGAGGGUGGUGCUCCUUUGAAGCAAAUAGGUCUCUAUGAACCCGUGCCAAAUGUAGAAGACAAAUCCAGACCAGCAGCACAUGUGAUUGGUCGCAUCGAAAGGGAAAACAAAUAUGGAAAGACCUUACGAUGGGAGCCAAAGACAGGUCAGGCGUUCACCUCUGGUGGAGUGACGUACAGAGCUGAAGACGGUGCUCUGCAGGUCAACGAGACUGGACUCUAUCACAUUUACUCCCGAGUAGAAUUGAUUUUUAAGGAGUGCUUCUCGUUUUCCUCCUUUGAGCACUCUGUGUUUGUGAGACGAGUGGGACACUCCUCACCUUUGACUCUGAUGGAGGCCCACAGGGUGGGGUUCUGCCCUCAGAAUACAGGUCAGUCCUGGACCACGGAAAGUUACCUGGGCGCUGUCCAGCUGCUGAAGAAAUAUGACAAAGUUUUUGUGAAUGUAUCGCAUCGCAGCUAUCUUAGUCAUACACAUUAUGCCAACUUUUUUGGCCUUUACAAGAUCUGA
This is a messenger RNA of Nematolebias whitei (Rio pearlfish), 816 nucleotides long. RefSeq names its product Fas ligand (TNF superfamily, member 6) (gene faslg). Gene Ontology annotation, molecular function: tumor necrosis factor receptor binding. Gene Ontology annotation, cellular component: membrane. Lineage: Eukaryota; Metazoa; Chordata; Actinopteri; Cyprinodontiformes; Rivulidae. The record is from RefSeq and is a predicted model, not a curated record. Bases 1 to 816 code for a protein of 271 amino acids. The transcript is spliced from 4 exons. Gene Ontology annotation, biological process: immune response; extrinsic apoptotic signaling pathway via death domain receptors; positive regulation of canonical NF-kappaB signal transduction.